AGUCAGCUGGAGGAAAGCAGCCUUCAACCGUUUCUAAGAAUAACACUGUCUGGGAAACGACGUCUUCAGACAACUCCAAUUUCAUUCAAACAACCAUGAAAGGGUUUAGUCUCUUUUCCAUCUGGGUGGGUAUAGUGCUGCUGAGGAGCUCAUCCUCAGAUGCUGCUGACUCAAGUGCUGUUCCAGGCCUUUUGCAGCAUCUAACAGCAAAUCCUUGUUGCUACUACCCUUGUCAGAACAGAGGGGUGUGUGUGCGAUUUGGUACAGACGACUACAACUGUGACUGCACCCACACAGGCUUCUACGGAGAAAACUGCACCAUUCCGGAGUUCUGGACCCGAAUUUAUGUGAUGCUGAAGCCCAGUCCCACAGUGGUUCAUUUCCUUCUGACUAAUUUCCAGUGGUUCUGGAGCAUUGUCAACAACUCUUUCUUGCGAGACACUUUCAUGAGAAAAGUGCUGAUUGCCAGAAAUGAACUUAUUCCCAGCCCUCCAACCUACAACACGAAGUAUGGUUACAUCAGCUGGGAGUCGUACUACAACCUCUCUUACUACACCCGACUCCUCCCUCCUAUACCCGAAGACUGCCCUUUGCCAAUGGGAACCAAAGGUAAACCUGUUCUUCCUGAUGCCAAAGAGUUCAGUGAGAGAUACUUUAAAAGGAGGGAAUUCAGGCCGGAUCCUCAGGGAACCAAUCUGAUGUUUGCCUUCAUGGCUCAACACUUCACCCACCAGUUUUUCAAGACAAGUCACAAAGUUAACCCAGGCUUCACCCAGGGUUUAGGACAUGGGGUAGAUGCAAGCAACAUAUAUGGAGAAGACCUUGAAAGACAGCAUCAGCUUCGUCUUCAUAAAGAUGGAAAGUUAAAAUAUCAGCUGAUAAAUGGGGAGAUGUACCCUCCAACAAUCUCUGAGGUCCCAGUGCACAUGGUGUACCCUGAAGGUUUCCCUGCUGAGCAGCGUCUUGCCAUCGGUCAGGAGGUGUUUGGGCUUGUGCCGGGCCUCACCAUGUAUGCCACCAUCUGGCUGAGGGAGCACAACAGAGUGUGUGACAUCCUGAAGGGUGAGCAUCCGACCUGGAAUGAUGAGCAGCUGUUCCAAACCACCAGACUCAUCAUUAUUGGUGAGAUCAUCAACAUUAUAAUAGAGGAGUACGUGCAGCACCUGAGCGGCUACUACCUGAAGCUAAAGUAUGACCCCUCCCUGCUCUUCGGUGUGCGCUUCCAGUACACUAAUCGCAUUGCCCUGGAGUUCUCCCAUCUCUACCACUGGCACCCACUGAUGCCGGACAGCUUCCUCAUUGAUGGAGAUGAAAUCCCAUAUUCCAGGUUUUUGUACAACACCUCCAUCCUGAUGCAUUACGGCGUGGAGAAGCUGGUGGAUGCUUUCUCACGACAGCCUGCAGGGCAGAUAGGCGGCGGUCACAACAUUCACCAAGCGGUGCUCAAAGUGGCAGAAAAGGUCAUCAGAGAUUCCAGAGCUGCGCGCCUGCAGCCUUUCAAUCAAUACAGAAGAACGUUUAACCUGAAGCCCUACUCAUCCUUUUAUGAAUUAACCGGUGAUGAAGAAAUGGCUCAAGGUUUAGAGGAACUCUAUGGAGACAUAGAGGCCCUGGAGUUUUAUCCCGGCCUCCUGCUGGAGAAAACACGGCCCAAAUCCAUAUUUGGAGAGAGCAUGGUGGAGAUGGGUGCCCCAUUCUCACUGAAAGGCCUGUUUGGAAAUCCCAUUAACUCCCCCGAGUAUUGGAAGCCCAGCACCUUCGGAGGUGAGACAGGCUUCAACAUCAUCAAAACGUCCACUCUGAAGAAACUGGUCUGUCUGAACACCAAGUGGUGUCCGUACGUUGAUUUCCAUGUCCCACGAAACAAGGAGGAGGCGAAACAGAGGAACCCAUCUACUGAACUUUGAUCAACAACCAUCUGCUGGAAAAAAAAGUUUAUUUUCAAUUUAAAGGCAUAUUCUACUUGACUGAGAUGUACCUGAAUGUGUUCAGCUGAAAAAAAAUGGCUAUUGUGAUUAUGUUAUGCUUCUAUAGUUUUAGACACAAUAAAUUGAAAACAACGGA
This is a messenger RNA of Girardinichthys multiradiatus, 2064 nucleotides long. It is a transcript of the gene ptgs1, whose product is annotated as prostaglandin-endoperoxide synthase 1. Gene Ontology annotation, biological process: cyclooxygenase pathway; response to oxidative stress. Gene Ontology annotation, molecular function: oxidoreductase activity, acting on single donors with incorporation of molecular oxygen, incorporation of two atoms of oxygen; heme binding; peroxidase activity. Gene Ontology annotation, cellular component: cytoplasm; neuron projection. Bases 96 to 1907 code for a protein of 603 amino acids. The record is from RefSeq and is a predicted model, not a curated record. Lineage: Eukaryota; Metazoa; Chordata; Actinopteri; Cyprinodontiformes; Goodeidae. The transcript is spliced from 12 exons.